This is a messenger RNA of Marmota flaviventris (yellow-bellied marmot), 5484 nucleotides long. It is a transcript of the gene Znf512b, whose product is annotated as zinc finger protein 512B. Gene Ontology annotation, molecular function: zinc ion binding. The record is from RefSeq and is a predicted model, not a curated record. NCBI's taxonomy places the organism in Eukaryota, Metazoa, Chordata, Mammalia, Rodentia, Sciuridae.
CUGCCCGAUGCCUGAUCCUCAGCACACUUUGGGACUGUGAGUCUGAUAUUGAGAGGGAUCCUGUCCAAACUGAAAUGACUGAUCCCUUCUGUGUUGGAGGAGGCCGCCGGCUCCAGGGGUCCAGCAGAAGUGGACCUGGGAAGGGUGGCAGCCGGAAGGAGGUCCGACUUCCCAUGCUACAGGACUCACCAAAGCUGGGGAUGCCUGUGGUCCACAGUGGACAGACAGUAUCUGGCCAGGCUCCUCUCUGCUUUGACCCAGGAAGUCCAGCCAGCGACCGGACAGAGGGGAAGAAAAAGGGGCGGCCCAAGGCCGAGAACCAGGCCCUGCGAGACAUUCCUCUGUCACUCAUGAACCAGUGGAAAGAUGAAUUCAAAGCUCACUCCAGGGUGAAGUGUCCCAACUCAGGGUGCUGGCUGGAAUUUCCCAGCAUCUACGGACUCAAGUACCAUUACCAGCGCUGCCAAGGGGGCGCCAUCUCAGAUAGGCUGGCUUUCCCUUGCCCCUUCUGCGAGGCUGCAUUCACCUCAAAGACCCAGCUGGAGAAACACCGGAUUUGGAAUCACAUGGACCGUCCCCUGCCAGCCCCCAAGCCUGGCCCAGUCAGCCGACCAGUCUCCAUCAGCCGGCCUGUUGGGGUCAGCAAGCCCAUUGGAGUGAGCAAGCCUGUCACUAUGGGCAAGCCUGUGGGAGUCAGCAGACCCAUUGGCAUCAGCAAGCCGGUCACAGUCAGCAGACCCGUGCCAGUCACUAGGCCCAUGCCGGUCACCAAGCCUGUCACAGUCAGCAGGCCUAUGCCAGUCACCAAGGCCAUGCCAGUCACUAGGCCUGUGCCAGUCACCAAGCCUAUCCCAGUCACCAAGUUGGUAACAAUUACAAAACCUGUGCCGGUCAGCAAGCCAGUGCCAGUCAGCAGGCCCGUUGUGGUCAGCAAGCCAGUGCCGGUCAGCAGGCCCAUUGCCAUCAGCAGACAUACACCAACCUGCAAAAUGGUGCUGCUGACCAAGUCUGAGAACAAAGCACCUCGUGCUGCUGGGAAGAGCAGCAGUAAGAAAAGGGCCGCAGACAGCCUGGACAUCUGCCCUAUCCCACCAAAGCAGUCCAGGCCAGAGAAUGGGGAGUUCAGCCCAUCUACCACGGACCAGAGCUUGGCCUUACAGCUGAGUACAGAUCCCAGCAGUAGUUCCCUGCUGCUGGGUGGGAGACCCUCAGUGGGCAGGGAGGCAGUGCGGCCUGCAGGCCCUGUGUCCCCACCUGAGGAGGACCCCGAGCGCACAAAGCAUAGAAGGAAACAGAAAACACCCAAGAAAUUCACAGGGGAGCAACCGUCCAUCUCAGGGACCUUUGGACUCAAAGGCCUGGCCAAAGCCGAGGAUAAGGCUCGAGUUCACCGCUCCAAGAAGCAGGAGGGGCUGGGUCCUGAGGAUGUGCGGAAGAAGGUGCAGGCCACCCCUGUCAUUGUCAGCAAGGAGGCACCAACUCCUGUGACCCACUCAGCCCCAGGUGGUCCUGAGGAGCAGUGGCAGAGAGCUAUCCAUGAACGGGGGGAGGCCAUCUGCCCUACCUGCAAUGUGGUCACCCGGAAGACCCUUGUGGGGCUCAAGAAACACAUGGAGGUGUGUCAGAAGCUGCAGGAUGCACUCAAGUGCCAGCACUGCCGGAAGCAAUUCAAAUCCAAGGCUGGUCUCAACUACCACACCAUGGCCGAGCACAGUGCCAAGCCUGCUGCUGCUGAGGCUUCCGAGGGCGGGGAGCAGGAGGAACGAGAGCGGCUGCGCAAGGUGCUGAAGCAGAUGGGGCGGCUGCGCUGCCCCCAGGAGGGCUGCGGGGCUGCCUUCUCCAGCCUCAUGGGCUAUCAGUACCACCAGCGGCGCUGUGGGAAACCGCCUUGUGAGGUAGACAGCCCUUCCUUCCCCUGCGCCCACUGCGGCAAGACUUACCGCUCCAAGGCUGGUCAUGACUACCAUGUGCGAUCAGAGCACUCGGCCCCGCCUCCCGAGGAGCCCAUGGAAAAGACCCCUGAGGCUGAGGACUUGCUGGGUGUGGAGCGGACCCCAAGUGGUCGCAUCCGCCGCACCUCGGCCCAGGUGGCCGUGUUCCACCUGCAGGAGAUUGCAGAGGAUGAGCUGGCACGGGACUGGACCAAGCGACGCAUGAAGGAUGAUCUUGUGCCUGAGACUGCACGGCUCAACUACACGCGGCCAGGCCUCCCCACACACAACCCCCAGCUACUGGAGGCAUGGAAGAAUGAAGUCAAAGCAAAUGGCCACGUAAACUGCCCUAACGAUUGCUGUGAAGCCAUCUACUCCAGUGUGUCUGGUCUCAAGGCCCAUCUGGCCAGCUGCAGCAAGGGGGACCACCUGGUAGGGAAGUACCGCUGUCUGCUGUGUCCCAAAGAGUUCAGCUCUGAAAGUGGCGUCAAGUACCAUAUCCUCAAGACCCAUGCAGAGAACUGGUUCCGGACCUCAGCAGACCCACCUCCCAAACACAGGAGCCAGGGUCCCUUGAUAUCCAGGAAAGAGAAACGAAGUCUGGCGGGAGGAAAGAAACGGGGCCGCAAGCCUAAGGAGCGGCCUCCUGAGGAGCCCAUGCCCAAGCUCCUCCACCGCCGGGACGACUGGCCCUUGGGAGGCAGGGACAAGGGGUCUCGGGGCUCCACUGGGCGGAAGGUGGGAGCCAGCAAGGCACCCUAAAAGUGGACCCCACACUGGCUGCCAAGCCCCACUCUGUUCAGGGUGGGGGAGCCACUCUGGACCUCCUGUCCUCCAUCCUCACCCCCAUCCAUCUGUCCAGUGGAGGUGGUGAGCCAUUGUCUCCUCCGCGAAGGUGGCCCUCCCUUGUUCAGGGCACACCUGGGUGGAGCUCCACAAGGGUGCCAGGGGCAGCAGCAGAAGUACAAAGGGUGGGGCAGCCUCCCUGUGAGGACGCUCAGGGGCCUGGCAGCAUCUGGGGCUUUGGCACCCAGGGGCUGCAGUGCACAGCAGUCAGAUGUUCUUUGGCCCCUGUCUCUGCUUCCUCAGAUCCAGCUGGGUCCCCACCCUGGCUCCCAUGACUGGGGCAUCCCUGGUGACCUGUGGCUGUGGGCCAACGAGAGCACCUGGGCAUCCCUGGCUGCCACCACCUGGGCCUUGCCUCCACCCAACACUGGAACUCCAGUACCCCAGCUACCUCCCAGGACAGACCCCGUCCAGCCACUGCCAUGCUGACCUGACAGCCACCUGCCCACCCUCGUCCACCCUCCAGUUCCUCUGCUUCUGUUUUCUACCUCUCUGGGCCUGGCCCCAUCCUCUGUCUGUCAUUCCUGCUGCAUUUCAGGCCCCAAACCACUGGUCCUUGUCCUCAAGUUGGAGGGACAGCUUCCUGUCUGCUCUGCCCAGACAUGUGGAGGACCAGAGGCUUGUGUGCUCUGCUUCCUGCCUCCAGCCUCUGUCACUUCAAGCCAAGGUCACAGCCUGAGGGGGCUAGGGGCUUCUGGGUUCAGGGCCAGGUGGAAAGGGCCCAGCUCCGAAGGUGAGCCCCAUGGAGAAUAUCCUCUGCCAGGUGGGGUCAGCCCAGAGGCAGAGCUCCUAUAGAAACCCUCCUCCCCUUUACCUGCUCCUGUACAUCUGGUGGCAUGGGAUACAGGAACCAAAGGCCAGUGGGAGAGGGGGGCUUGGACUAGGUGGCAGCUCUAGGGCUGUGAGGAAUCUGAAGAUGGCAGGAUCUGCAGGUAGGGCAGGGGUCAGUCAGGAGUCCUAGGGCACCUGGAGGGGGAGCCCCACUUGCAGCCUCUGUGUAGGGAGGAAGAUGCUCAGAGACAUAUGGAUGGAGGCUGUUUACCAGUGGGGGCAGGGAGGGCUGAGGGCAUACCCUUGCUGAUCCUGGACGAUGUGAAUUUUGAUAUUUGCCUGUGUGCGUGUCUCCUGGGUGUAGUGGAUGCCAGUCUUGUUGCUGUGACAAGUAACAACCUUUUUUUAAAUUCUGUUUUUUAUACAAAAAUUCACAACAAUCUGACAUUUUGGUGCUAAGGGUUUCCUGGUGCCGAAGGUGGGGCUGGGUUGGCCCAGGGCUGUGCUGUGGCUCCUCUGCUGCUCAGGGGACAGGGAGGAGGGUUUCCAGCUGGGUUGUCCUACCCUGCAGUAGAGAGACCAGUUCCAUGGGGCUUUGGGGAUGGGAAAACUGACUGGGCAGGCCUGGCCUGAUGUGUUGGGAGGGGUGGAGAGAAUAGACUCCCCCAGCCUCACACACCUGGACCUGGUCUGAGGAUGGUGGCCUAGGUGGAGAUGAGUGUGGGCAAGGAUCAGAGGAGAAUCUGGGACUCUGGGGCAGUGUGCUUUCCAGGGCACCUGAGUGCACCCAUGGAGGGCCAAGUGCGCUUGGCCCUGUUUCCAUGGUGGAGGAGGUUGGGCUCCAGCAGGGUGGCCUCCUGCCCAGCCUCUCAGGUAUUUGGCACUUGGGGGGAAGGAGGCCAGGCUCUUUUUUUUUGGGGGGGGGGGUUGAGUUUCCAGGACACCCCUGAAGUCCACAGGUGGCCCUGGUGUAGAAGUGGGCCUGGGUGACAAUGUUUAGCACUUUAACCCCUGUGUCUUGAAAUGAACAAGGGGGCUGCUGCUGGAGUAGCUACUGGUUGGGAGCCUGCCCUCCCUCCCUCCUUUCCUUCCCUCUCAUCCACCCACACUAACUAGAGAGGGGCAGUGGCAAGCUGGUCUGCAAAGCCUUCCUCCAAAGGGUGUAGGGCCCUGGGCCCGGUGCAUCAGGGUCUGCCCACCUCCCACUCUGGCUCACACAUGACAAAGUGACCACUGGCCUCCACAGCAGCCUCAGUGGGAGGAAUCAGAAUGGCAGACCCCAGGGUGUGGUAAACAUGGAGCUUAGUGGACCAAGCCCUGGGUCCUUGGCAAAAUGUGAGUUAGGGUCUCUGCAGAUCUACCUCUGGUUCAGUGCACGCCCUUUCCUGAGAACAGGAAGAUGCCCCAGGAGCUGACACUUCCCACAGAAAUAGGAUGCACUUUACUCAAUUCUUUGCAGGCAGACGGGGGUGCAUCCUGAGUGGCUGGAGCCUUUCUGUCCCUCUGGUGGUUCUGAGGGAGGCCCUGGAAGGGGAGGGCUUUCCUUGUAAGCCCCUGCCGGCUAGACUCUACUAGCUUGCCCUGGAAGUCUAGGGUUCAGGAGGGCCGUGGGUCACCCUUCUGCCUGGUGGCCAUGCGUCCUAAACUUCGGGUUUCUCGGUUUGGUUUUUAAUGAGGUUCUCAGCACACAAGUGCAUUUCGAAAGACAGGUUCCAGCUAUCACUUGUAACCAUAUAUAUACAUAUAUAUAUUCUAUCUACAAAAUGUUUAUUUGCAAGAUGUUUUGACGGUGAGCUCGGGCCCUGCCCGCCUUGUGACCAUCUGUCCCCAACCUCGUCCCUGCCCCGUCCCCUGGCGAGUGGCGCGGGGACGCGCCAUCAACUGUAUGUAUUAAAAAUGACUGUAUCAAAUAAAUGUUUAUUGAUUUUUUUCCAGG